Messenger RNA from Synchiropus splendidus (mandarinfish), 4995 nucleotides. RefSeq lists its product as uncharacterized. Lineage: Eukaryota; Metazoa; Chordata; Actinopteri; Syngnathiformes; Callionymidae. The transcript has 17 exons. The record is from RefSeq and is a predicted model, not a curated record. Bases 289 to 3084 code for a protein of 931 amino acids. Gene Ontology annotation, molecular function: protein binding.
UUAAGAUGGCAUUAGUCGAAUGAUCGUGGAACAAAAUUAUUUAAUGCUAUUUACUUACUUAUUAUAACUUAGAGCCAAUUUUACACUACUUGAAGGCUUUUUCAAUAAAUUGAUUGACACUUUCGGCAAAAGAGUGUAGUGCAGUGUCUCGACCUUUAGUGCGCAGCAUCGACGUUUGUUAUCGCCCUGCCAAGCCAGAGGGGGAGGUGGACACCGCUAGCUUAGCAGGCUAGCGGAGCCAGAGCCACUCCGGAAGUCAACAAAGCCACUAUUUACUCUCCUAUUUGAAUGACAUCCUUGCAUGAUACAUAUUGGGACCACGACAUGGAUUCCCCCGUUUCGUCGACCAUUGGGGAGUUGUUCCUCACCCUGGCUGAAAUGGGCUUUACGGAAGAGCAGAUUCAGAGUGCCAUACAAGCAGGACAUUUUUCUGUCAUGGAUGCAGCAGAGUGGUUGCUACAGGGUCAAAGUCCUCGCCACACGUUGUUGAACCCACAACCUGCACAGCCCACUCAAACUGCAAUAGCUGCAUUCAACCCUCCCAAAGACACAAGCACCUCUGAUUCACAUAUGUCAGGUGACUGCAAAGGCACCUCGUCCAUGCUGGGACCGCCUCAGUCCUGUUCAACGUCUUCUUCAGAUCUUCCACCCGUCGAGUCCCGCAUGAAGCUGGACAAGAGCGACUUCGAGGAGCAGCAGAGGCAGCGUGUGGCUCAGGAGGCCCGAGCAGAGAGAAACAGGAAGAAGCAGGAGCGUGAGCUGGUUCUGAAGCGGAUUGCUGAAGAUAGAAGAAGCCUUCAAGAGAAGAAGCAGACUUGCGCGGCUGCAGAGGCACCUUCUCAGUCCGACCAGGGUCACAGACUUGGAGGAACAGUCCAGACUAAUGUGGAUAAUAACUGCAUCCUCAUGAUUCGAUUGCCCACCGGUGAGUCCAUGCGUGAACGGUUCCCGGCUGACGCCCCCCUGCGCGCUGUGGUGGAGCACAUCAGCGGGCGUUACCCAUCCCUGCCCUCCUUCUCGCUCCUCCAGGGGUUCCCACGGAAACGCUUUGGCGAGGCGGAGCUUGCCUGCUCGCUGCGUUCUCUGGGACUUACCCCGAACGCUGCCCUUUGCAUUCAGACCACUCCACCUGAAACGCCGCAGGAUCCGCCAAGUCCUGCGGAGCCGCCUGUGAUAGAGAGGGAGAUCCCCCCCAGUCUUGUCCUACCUCAGCCACAAGCCCCCCCUCAGGAGGAGGCUGGAGACCCCGAGCCUGCUGUGUUACCACCACCACCUCUACCCAACGAGGUGUGGGAGGAGGCAGUGAAUAUGGCAGGGAUUCCUGGAGCUCCUCCCAUCGCUAGAGCAUCUCACCACUGGGGGCGGGGACAGAGACUAGUUCCCACCCCACGUGAGGGGUCGCUGCAAGUAGUCCUCUCUGAUAGUGAGGAGGAAGAGGAAGAGCCUCCAAAUUUACUGAACGGAAUGCCAAGGCUGCAUGACUUCCCAGAGAGACCCCGCGGAGGACUACGGUCCAGGCAUCACUGGCCAGAACAUGGCAACCGGCUCAGGGAGGCAGCAGAAGAUGACCAGGUGGAGCCGGACGAGGCAGGAAUGCAAGUGGCCCCUGUAGCAGCAGGACUGGCUGCCGUCGGCCGCUUCCAACAAGCUGCCCAGCGAGAGGACGCCAGUCCCUCCCAGGAGGAGCCCCUGCCUCCGAAACGACCCUUCAGAAACGCCGCUGUCGGCUCGCUGUGUGCCUUGGCCACCCGCGCAACGGUCCAACUCAUGACUGCUCCCAGCAUGCAGUACAGCAGCAGCCUGGCGGGUCUGACCCCACAGCUGGCCGAGCUUCUGCUGGACCACAUGACCCGAGAGAGGCUCCUGCGGCCACGAACGCUGGAGCUCUUCUUCGGCUGUCAGCUGCAGAAGCUGGUCCUGGACUGCUACCCCUACUCCACCAACGAGCUGCUGCGGCAGCUACGAGCCUUCACCUCCCUCAAGCACCUGAGUCUGCUCUGCUCGCCGCUCAUCACCGACUCAGGUCUGUCCAUCCUGUCAUCUUUGGUGAAGCUGCAGCACCUGAACUUGGCCGCCUGUAGCAAACUGACUGACUCGUGUCUGCAGCACAUCACAGGUUUGAAGAACCUGUGCUUCCUGUCUCUGGACCAGACCAAAGUCACAGACGCUGGGAUGGUUCUGUUCCUGCAGUCGGCUCCGUCUUGCUUGACUCAGCUGAGCCUGAACCAGACGGCCAUAACAGAGGCCACGCUGGCAGUGCUGCCCAAGUGUGUGCCGCAGCUGCGGCUGCUCAGCCUUAGACACACAAAGAUCCAGGAUGUGUCGGCGCCGGCGGAGCUGCCAUGUCUACAGACGCUCAUCCUCGAUGGGACCAAAGUGACGGAGGACUCUCUCAGACGACUGGCCAACCAUCCUACACUGUCCCACCUCAACCUGGCAGGCAUCCCAGUUCCUGAUGGCAACCAGGUGUUGGAGAUCGUCUCAGGUCUUCGUCUGCAUCAGCUGGUCCUCCCGGGGCGCCACGCCGUUACCGACCUCGGGAUCUCCUUCCUCUCCAGACUGAGCCUUCUGUCCGAACUGGACCUGACAGACUACACCAAGGUCACGGACCAUGGAGUCCAGCAGCUCAGCUCCUUGACCAGGUUGAAGAGGCUUUGGCUCAUCAACACUCUGGUGACAGACGCCGGGCUUCCAUCGCUGCGCUGUUUGGUGGAGCUGCAGGAGUUGGGUUUGGACCGGACGUCGGUCGGCAGCCGGGGCGUAGCCGAACUCAUCAUCUGUCUGCCGCACCUGGAGGUGCUGGGACUGGCGAGCACCCAGGUGGGAGACUCAGUGUUCCGCAUGGGUCUGAUCCACUGCACUCAGCUGCAGAAGGUCAACCUCAACCACACACGCAUCACCAACAACAGUCUGAAGUAUCUGAAGCGCAUGCAUCUGGCCUACGUGAGUCUGGACAGCACCGGCAUCACCCUGAGCGGCAUCACCAGCCUCAUGGGCUGCGCUAACCUCUGCAACGUCCGGGCCUCUGUCACCCGCGUGAUUCCCCGGGAGCAGGUGUCGGACGAGGAGUGGGAGGAGCAGUGAAAGCAGGUCAGUCCGCGUCGGCUGGCCUGGGACUGCAGCGCCUCCCAAGCUUGCACUGUUGACCCCAGUUCAGUCUGCAGGAGCCAGAACCAGACCUCGUGUUUCAACGGGUGGCGGUGAUCGUGUUUACAUGUGUAGAACCGGAGUAUUUAAUCCAAGUGACCACCUCCCCCACCGUGCUCCUUGCUUGUGUCACUAAUGAUCAUGAGGUGUGCAGAAGCUUGUUGCACUCAGUCGCUCACUUGUGUUUCUGAAGGACCCACUAAUGAUCUCAGGUCUGUUUUCUUUUUGAUAUUUUUGGCAAAAAAACAGCGUUUUUCUUGGUUCAGGACAGAACAGGCCUUUCUAUUGUUGAAGCUCAGAAGGAGAGGCAUAGAGGCAGCAGGACGGCCAAUCACGACUGUUCCUUAUUCAACAUGAUGACACUAACUGGAGUGAGCAGCAGCUGAACCUUUCACAUCCUCAAGCUUUAUCUUGUUUCACGUCAAGGCUGGACCUCACCUGGAGUCUUAAGGGGACCGUGAGAAGUAGUGACCGGAGUGUGUCAGUAGACUGGUAGUGAGUGUCGGGGAGGGCCAUUCACUCAACUCUGAAGACAACACUGUUCUGUUUAUUUUAGGAUCCAAAAUCUCUUGAACCGUUUUUUUCUUGUCAGAUUUUAUUUUUUUAUUUAAAUUUGCCCAGACAUCAACGCUUGUAUAAUCUGAUAGUUUUAUUUUUCUAAAACAUUUCCCGUUCAGGUGUUCUGUGCUCAGGUUUCCACACUUUUUUUGUCCAAAGCAUGAGGCGCUGACUCAUAUAACCUGGGGCAUCCACGUAGCAACAAUAGUUCCCAGUCCUAAAGCUAACAUUUUAAAGUAUAAAUCCUUAACUGAAAGAUAAAAUAGAUGAUAAAAAGUCUGAAUUCACAUCUGUAGCAUAGUUUAACUGAAGGUUGUGGUUCCUGAUGUCAGGAUUCAAGAGUGAAGGGAAGGAGACGGCCUGUCCCGAACAGUUCUCCAUGAGCGUCGUACUUUAGACAAUCGACUGUUCAGUCUUGCGUGUGACGUUUUGAGCAGCAGAUCUAUGCAACCGUGUUACUAACAAUCCAAAGUUUCUCUUGUUUACAGAGAUGUACACAAUUUUAUUUUCCCAAAAGCUUGAUUUUUCAAUAAAACACUGAGGUACAGAGACUCCCGCGCUUGUCGUUCGUCAGACAAACCUUUAUUGCAUUACACUGUUAAAUAAAGGCAGAUGCUCGUUUACACUGGAGGAGGGGCACGUGUCAACUUUUAAAUAUCAUAAAACAGAUAUGACCUAAAAGCUGCUGGAGGGUAAAACUGUGGCCAAAAUAAAAGUUCCUAUGAUGACGGCACAUCCCAGGGGCGUCCGGAAUGUGCAGAGGAUGCCGUGUCAGCCAAUCGGAGAGCAGCCUGAUGUGAGGAGGUGAAGUUACAGUACGACCAUGACGAGAGCCCCUUCAGUAGUCGAGUUCUAGAUGUCGUGCGCUUGCUUCUCGAUCUUCGAUUUCAAGUGUUCCUUGUAUGCCAAGAUGUCCCUCUUCCAUUUGGUGAUGGUCUGGUUCUCGCAUACCCAGAUCUCUUGCGCCACCUGGAGGAAGGAAGGAGACAUUUAGAUGCCGUUUUCAAACUAGACAGGUCACCUGUCCUGUUACAGGACACCAACAGUCGGGUGUUUUUAACUGCAGCGAGCUCCUGAAAUCAUCACUGUGGAACACUAUGCUGCUAGCAUGUGAUGUCUUCCUUCACAUCAAGUGAGAACCCUUGUUUGAAGCUCAAUGUGGCACAUUGAGUCUUCUGACUGAGACAUGAUCCUGGAGGGGUUCAGUACCAGUUCAGUGAAGAAAAACUGGAGACGUGCCAAAGCCAACUUGGUCCAGCUAGCUAGCAUGGUCACGCUAAUGCUCACAUU